Messenger RNA from Rhipicephalus microplus (southern cattle tick), 1424 nucleotides. RefSeq names its product forkhead box protein L1. NCBI's taxonomy places the organism in Eukaryota, Metazoa, Arthropoda, Arachnida, Ixodida, Ixodidae. Gene Ontology annotation, molecular function: RNA polymerase II cis-regulatory region sequence-specific DNA binding; DNA-binding transcription factor activity, RNA polymerase II-specific. The record is from RefSeq and is a predicted model, not a curated record. Gene Ontology annotation, biological process: regulation of transcription by RNA polymerase II; cell differentiation; anatomical structure morphogenesis.
CACCUAUGAAGUCGUCAAUUGAUACCCAGGCGAUGGACCAUGCAGGUGCCUGCAGUUCUGAAUUUUUCUAUCCACCCGAGUGCCUGCUUCCAGCGUCCGAAAGCUUCCGGCACUGUCUCUCGUCGACAGAACGAGUGGACUCUCUCUCUUAUCCACUCGGCUCCUACUACCGCCCAGAAGUCGGCGCUCUCUCUGAAAUCACGAGUCUGGCUGUCGCCGAAGGGGCCAUGAAGCCUCCGUACUCGUACAUCGCUCUUAUCACGAUGGCCAUUCGCAGCACUCCUGAGCAGAAGAUAACGCUCAGUGGCAUCUACAAGUUCAUCAUGGACCGGUUUCCCUUCUAUCACCACAACAAGCAAGGCUGGCAGAAUUCCAUCAGACACAACUUGUCCCUCAACGACUGCUUCGUCAAACUGCCGCGCGAGAAGGGCAAACCAGGAAAGGGUCAUUACUGGACGUUGGGCGCCAACUGCGAGUCCAUGUUCGAGAACGGAAACUUCAGGCGCAGGAAACGCAGGAAGAAACAGCCCGCGAUUGAUAUGGAUCACCCGGCCGAGGUCACCUUUACUAAGCAUGAACGACUCUUCGCCGCCGCAGCAGCAGCCGCCGUGGCGGGGCGACCGUACCACGAGCUUGACCUGUCAACACCCGUCAGAUUGCCGCUACCGACUAGCGCGCUGCGGUCUCCCGAGAUGCUCGCGCGGCCUGAACUUGGCCCACCGGCGACGCCCGCAGACACGGCGAAAGCUGACGGACGGCUCAACAGCUCUUUUACCAUUGAUAGUAUCAUGAGGCGGCCCUCGAGAGCAACGUCGAAUCGAACGGAAAUGGGUGCGCCGCUGCUACACGUACCGCGACUGGGCGCCGGCUGCGGGGGAAGCACGUUGUUCGACCGUUUGCCCUCUUUCUCGUUACCGAUGUAUUUAGAAAAAAGCUGGUUGACGUCGGAGCGCUUUGGUCAAAUGCAAGAACAGCAGCCUGGCGUUUCCUUGUUCUCUCCUCUGAGUAGGUACGAGGUGCUCCCGAGUUGCAAGCGCUCACUCGUCUCAGCUGACACGGAGGCGACCUUCAAUGCCUUCCCGCCGCUACUGAAGGUCGAACUUGGUGAAGAAAGGACUCCCACGCCGUGACGUGCACGGAGUUUGUGCAUUUAUAAUAUGCGCUUUUCAUUAUGAUGUGAUUUAUUUAUGAUAUAUUCCUGAAGGUGUGUCUUCAACCAGAAUAAAGGUAACUGACGCGUAGUCGGAUCCUGAACAAUCAGUAUCAGUCGCUCCAACGAGAGGCACCGCAAGUUUUAGAACCAGGCUUGCAUUCAAAAUCAAUUAAAGCACACAAGAAGAAACGACAGAUAUAGCCCAUCAUAAUAAAAGAAAGAAUGCAAUCCAAUUUAUUUGAAGUGGCAAUAAAUUGAUUUUUUGUAUUUG